Molecule: messenger RNA, 2169 nt
Organism: Vicia faba (fava bean)
Lineage: Eukaryota; Viridiplantae; Streptophyta; Magnoliopsida; Fabales; Fabaceae
Source: the annotation of a GenBank genome assembly
AUGGCAACCUCCAGCAGUGCUUCUGCAGGUCCUCAGAAGAAAGCAUCAUCUGAGCAGUAUCAAGUGCCAUUCAGAACACUCCUCACUCCUGUGAAGAAUCUUAAAGUGUUAUCUGAAUUGAUCAUUGAUUUUGGAAGCUUGAAGGAGAACGGUUUUGACCUAACUGAAGAAGUUAGGGCACAGAAGUGGGAAAGGUAUUUUGACAGGUUGGUUGGACCAACAUUCCCUAUGUUAGUCAAGGAAUUUUGGAUUCAUGCCAAGGCUUCAACACAUCUAGUCACCUCCUUUGUUAUGGGGAAGAAGAUUGUGAUCACUGAGGAUCACAUUGCAAGGUUAAUUGGUUACAGUGGCGGUGGCGUCCGUUGUGUGGACAUGGCUGAAAGAUGUGAUGAUGUGGGCGUGAUAGCUGCAAGGAUUUUCACCCAUGGGGUGCCCAGCAGCAAGAUCAAAGAUCUGAAGGAUCAUUACAGAGUUUGGGCUAAGAUAAUUCUGGGGUGCUUCAACCAUAGGAAGCCAACUAGUUCACCUGAUUACAUAAAUGUGGAUCAGCAGUUUCUGAUCUACUUUAUUGAUCAGAAGGUAAAAAUCAACCUGGCUCAUUUUCUGUUCAACCACCUCAGAACAAGUGUGAAGGAAACCAGGGAAGAAGAAAGAACCAAGAGGGAUUGGAUACCCUUUGGAAGGUUGAUAUCAGAUAUUCUGACAGAGAAUAGGCUGAUAGAGCAUCUGAUAGAAGCUCAAGAGCUAAGCACCAUUGAACCAAUAGUUGGGAAACCUCUUAACGCAAAGAACUUGAAGAAAAUGAAGUUGAUAGAGAAUAUCCAAAAGGAACCCAGAGCUACUCCUAUUGCUGAUAUCACCAACAGAAGAGUUCCUCUGAGUGACUUUCCUUUAUUUUCUGAGAUAGAAUCUAAACCAGAGGUGGUUCUCAGAUACUUGGAUGCGUGCAAGGCAGAUGGCACAGAUCCAAAUCUGAUUAUCAAAGCUCUGCAUCAACCUCAGCAAGAAGUGACUCUGAAGAAGACGAAGAAGAGGAAGGCACCUUCAGAAGGAUCAUCCCAGCAAACACCCAAGAAAAGAGGUAAUUUAUCUGCUGCUUCUGUUUUAAAUUCUUCUACUAUUCCAGCAUCUAUUCCUCCUCAAACCUCUCAUAGAAUCUCAAUACCCAUCCCUACCAUAGAUGAAACUGUACCAGAAGAUGACCCUUCUGAGGCAUUAAAACUCAGAAGACCCAGAACCAAACAUCCCAAACCAACAAUCUCAACAACAUCAGCAAUUGACAAAGUGCUGUCUGACAUUGAUCAACACACUUCUGAUCAACCAAACUCUGAACCACAAAUUGUCCCUCCUCCACAACCAGAACAACAGCAAUCUGCUGAAGAACCAGAACAACAACAACCACUCUCAUCAGUUCCAGAAGAACCCCUUAUCCCUGAACAACCAGAAAUUCCAACAACUUCUCCUCAACCAGCAAUUCCAUCUCCCUCUCCUCAACCAGAAAUUAAUCCACCAUCACCUCAACCAGAGUUUCAUCAAUCUGAAACUCCUUCUCCUCAACCAUCUGAACCUCAUUCACCUCAACCAUCACCUCUGGCAAUCCAGCUGCCAGGUGGAACAACAAUCACCUUGGCACAAUUGCCAUCCUCACCAGAAUCUACACCACCAAAUACUCCCAAAACACCACCCAGUCCAAUCAUAAUUUUUUAUUCUGAAACUCCAUCUCCAAAACAAACUGCUGCCAAGAAAACCUCUGAAAACCCCAGCAGGACCUUCAUAGACUUAACCAGUCUUGACCGUCUUGCUGAUCUGAAACAUAAAAUUGCCAUCCCAAAACCAAAACAACCAGAUGUUGGCUCUGGUAUUAUGAAUUUUGAAACAUGUGUGCAGCAAUGGAUUGCUUCUUUGAAGCAAGUAUGUCCUGGAAUGAUUGACCCAGCUGCUUCUGAUCAGCUCUGGUCACAAUUCAGACUUUGGGUACGUGCUGAAGCCCUCAAGUUGCAGGAUAUCAACUAUGAGCAGGCACAACAUAAUUUCAGCAAGCUUCUGAAUGAAGUUGGAAGUCAGCUUCUGAAAGAAGACGUGCUCCCUCUGGAUAGUGAACCUUGGUCUGAGAAACAGCUAGCUUCAAAGGUGCAACCAGAAGAAGACAAGACCAUUCAAGUUGAAUAA